Molecule: messenger RNA, 3406 nt
Organism: Anarrhichthys ocellatus (wolf-eel)
Lineage: Eukaryota; Metazoa; Chordata; Actinopteri; Perciformes; Anarhichadidae
Product: prostaglandin G/H synthase 1-like
Exons: 13
Biological process (GO): response to oxidative stress; cyclooxygenase pathway; regulation of G protein-coupled receptor signaling pathway
Cellular component (GO): cytoplasm; neuron projection
Molecular function (GO): prostaglandin-endoperoxide synthase activity; oxidoreductase activity, acting on single donors with incorporation of molecular oxygen, incorporation of two atoms of oxygen; heme binding
Source: RefSeq, a predicted model, not a curated record
GAAUAUGUCUUGUGAAAAUGAUUAAUUUCACUGUGCUAGCAUGAGGGGAGGAAACAUGGUGGUGGUGGGGGGGGAGUCUUUGUGCACUAGCAGGGGGCGAUAAGGAAGCGAGAACGCGCGCUCGACUGGAGCCUCCGUCUCACUUUUCACUCUUCCUCGGGACGGCAGGUACAGGCGCAGUGCGGCGGGGCUGCAGCACUCACAGACAGGACUUAACCUGUUGGACCGCUGGUCCUGCUGCUCUCAGACUCCCACGCUCCGUCUUGUCUCUCCUCCUUUUCCUGCAUUGUUACACUUUUCUCGCAGAGUUUUUGACGUGACAUGUUCCUGAACUGAGGCUGCUGUAAUGAGAUCCUCUUUCCUAGGAUCAGUGUGUGCUCUGCUCUUGCUGUUGCGGGAGCCUGCAUGCCGGGGUGAUGAGGUUACCUCAGACACAGUGGACCCAUGCUGUUAUUUCCCCUGUCAGCACUGGGGUGUGUGUGUAAAUUAUGGCGAGGACAAGUACGAGUGUGACUGCACUCGUACCGGCUACAGCGGAGAAAACUGCACUGUCCCGGAGUUCUGGACCAGAGUGCGUCAGUUCUUCAAGCCCAGUCCAGAAGUGCUGCAUUACAUUCUCACCCACUUCAGCUGGCUCUGGGACAUCAUCAACUACACCUUCCUACGGGACGUCCUCAUGCGGCUGGUUCUAACAGUGAGGUCUAACUUAAUACCUAGCCCUCCAACCUACAACUCCAAGUAUGGCUACCUCAGCUGGGAAUCCUACUAUAAUCUGAGCUACUACACUCGCAUUCUGCCCCCAGUGCCGAAGAACUGCCCUACACCUCUGGGGGUCAAAGGCAACGCUGGGCUGCCUGACCCUGAGCUGCUGGUUGAGAGGCUGCUGAAGAGAAGGACGUUCAGACCCGACCCUCAGGGCUCCAACCUCCUGUUCGCCUUCUUCGCACAGCACUUCACCCACCAGUUCUUUAAGACCUACAACCGCAUGGGUGUGGGCUUCACCAAGGCUCUAGCGCACGGGGUGGAUGCUGGGCACGUUUACGGAGACAACCUGCAGCGUCAGCUUCGGCUCAGGCUUCACAAAGACGGAAAACUCAAGUAUCAGUUAGUUGAUGGCGAGAUGUACCCUCCCUCUGUAGCGGAUGCACCCGUUAAGAUGAGCUACCCCCCUGGGAUCCCUCCUGGGACUCAGAUGGCUAUUGGUCAGGAAGUGUUUGGGCUCCUCCCGGGUUUGGGAAUGUUCGCCACGCUCUGGCUCAGGGAGCAUAACCGAGUAUGUGAUAUCCUGAAGGCGGAGCAUCCCACCUGGGAUGAUGAGCAGCUGUUCCAGACCACGCGCUUUAUCAUUAUUGGUGAGACAAUAAAAAUAGUGAUAGAGGAGUAUGUGCAGCACCUCAGUGGAUACAGGCUGCAGUUGAAGUUUGAUCCCACUCUGCUGUUUAACUCCAACUUCCAGUAUGGGAACCGUAUCGCUCUGGAGUUCAGCCAGCUCUACCACUGGCACCCCUUGAUGCCCGACAGCUUCCUUAUUGACGGAGAUGAGCUGUCGUACAAGCAGUUCCUCUUCAACAAUUCCGUUCUCACACACUACGGCAUUGAGAAGCUGGUGGAUUCCUUCUCUCGGCAAGUUGCUGGCCAGGUUGGCGGUGGCUUUAACACCAAUGCUGUGGUGGCCAAAGUGGCUGUGGUGACCAUUAAGGAGUCCCGCCAACUCCGCAUACAGCCCUUCAACGAGUACAGGAAGCGCUUUAACCUCCAGCCGUACACAUCGUUCAGACAAUUCACUGAUAACGAGGAGAUAGCCCGCGAGCUUGAAGAAUUCUACGGGGAUAUUGAUGCUCUUGAGUUUUAUCCCGGCAUGCUGUUGGAGAGAACGCGUCAGGGGGCCAUUUUUGGAGAGAGCAUGGUGGAGAUGGGUGCCCCCUUCUCCCUUAAAGGCCUCCUGGGAAACCCUAUUUGUUCUCCAGUUUACUGGAAGCCCAGCACGUUUGGAGGCAAAGUCGGCUUUGACAUAGUGAACUCUGCCACACUGAAGAAGCUGGUCUGUCUGAACACCAGGACGUGUCCUUAUGUGGCGUUCAGAGUACCAAGAGAGGAGCAAUCAACAAGAGGGAAUGAUGACGGUAAAAUAAGUACUGAUGAGCUAUGACUCUUUGCACCAGAAGGACCAAAGGGUGUCAUCAAUGACUGGAGGAAGUACAAGCAGCUGGAGGUGGAGCAGAAACAAGAGCAGAAGAAAGAGAUGGAGAGACUGAUCAAGAAGCUCACUGUUCCUUUUUAGUAGCUGAAUGUGUUUUCCUCUUCGUCUACUCCACAGAUGACCAUGCAAGAGUACAACAUGCUCCAGGAAGAAGAGGACGAUGAAGACUUCCUCCAGCACUACCGUAUGCAGCGCAUCGCGGAGAUGCGCCGCCAGCUCUGCAGCGGCAAACGCUUCGCGCAGGUCUACGAGUUGAUCAGCGGCGAGGACUUCCUGGAGGCUUUGGACAAGGAGGACAAAACCACCCUGGUCAUGAUCCACAUCUACGAGUCCGACAUCCCGGGCUGCGAGAGCAUGAGCGGCAGCCUGAUCUGUCUGGCUCAGGAAUACCCGCUGGUCAAAUUCUGUAGCGUGCGCAGCUCGGCCAUCAGCACCAGCGCUCUGUUCAGAGACAGUGCUCUGCCCGCUCUGCUCGUUUACAAAGCGGGCGACCUGAUCGGCAACUUCGUGCGGGUGACGGACCAGCUCGGGGAAGACUUCUUCGCCGUAGACGUGGAGGCGCUGCUGCAGGAGUACGGCCUGCUGCCCGACAAGACCCCCAUCGUCUCCAAGACGGUCCGCAACGGAGCCAUCGUACAGAACACUAUGAGCGAUGAGGACUCCGACCUUGAUAUAGACUAGAGAUGUUUUUUUUUGUCUUCCAUGAAUUAUUUGCUUUGGAAACGUGUACACAGUCUGCAUGGACUAUAGAUGAUUUUUAUGUACGUGGACCACCGUAGUGAUGACAGGUUGAGCCAGGAUUGCUAUGUUAUUACUCAUACAGCCGGCGUUGAAGCAGAACCAAAAGUAAAUGCACACACAACAUCAUGGCCGAAUGAUUCUCCUCAUGACAUCAAUCCAUGGUAAACAUAAGUUAUAAUUAUUAGUACAUUUUUGCCAUUAUUAAAAUCGAGGACCUGUUAUACGCAGUGAGAAUGAUGUCGAUGUUAGUUUAAUUGUUUUUCUUUGAGCUGUGACUGUUAUUUAUUCAUUGUGUUAAAACACAAUCCCUGUUUUGUUUCAUUUGCAUCUUCAUUGUAUUAAAUGUGUUUCACUCUGUAGAAUACAAAUCCUGCAGCCCAAACCGACUUGUAGUUAAUUUUCUAACUUUUAUAUGUGCUGUACCAUUUAAAAUAGUGAGGCGAAUAAACAAACGCUUGGACAGUG